AUGGAUGGAACCAACUCACACCAGCAGGAGCCCUGCAAAAAACACAAGCGUAAGAAAAGAAGGAUAGAGUGUGAUAAGGGAGUGGUUGAUCGGUUAAGUGAGUUACCUGAUGAGAUCAUUUACAUCAUACUCUCUUUCCUACCCUUGAGACAAGCUGCUUCCACUAGCAUUCUUUCCCACCGAUGGCCGAAUUUAUGGAAGCACACUUCUAAUCUUGACUUUGUCAACAUUAAUCGUCGCCACAACAAGAGAACCACUGAAAUCGAGCACGACUCAUGGGACGUUUCGACGUGCAAGAAUGUCAAAAUGGUGAAUUCAGUUCUCGAAUCGCAUAAAGCCCUUUUCCUGAAAGAGUUCAGAAUCCAAUUUUACAUAAACAACUCAGCGCAAAGCACAAUCACCAAAUGGCUCGAAUUCGUGUGGUCGAGACAAGUCGAGAGGUUGAAGUUGAAGUUCAUAUGUGAAAAUAGUCUAAAGCAUAAGUUAUUGUUGGGGGAUUUGUUGGGAGAGAUUAGACCUAUGCAACAUCUCAAGACUUUGUCUCUGAGAAGUCUGAUAAUGAGCGGUGAAGAUAUCUCCUUGUUCUUGAAAAACUGUCCCUUGUUGAGGGAAUUGACCAUCGAAGGCUCGCAUUUGACGUCUGAAGUUAAAUUCUGCGACUCAACCCUCGUGUUGGAGGAGCUUCGGAUACGAAAAUGCAACAUCCAGGAAUAUUUUAUUAACAUUUCUGCUCCUAAUCUUGCUCUAGUUAGCGUUGAUGCAAGGCCGGGGCAGCUAUGGAUCGAGAAUGUUCCAAGACUUGUCGCGGUAAAUUUUGCAAUUUACAGUGCAAGAUAUACUAUGCAACAUUUUACUUCUGCAAAGCUUUCGUGGAAUGGGUUUCCGAUAAUGCCUAAUCUCAAGACGUUGCACGUUAAAGAGAGCUCGUUGUAUGAGCACGGAUGUCUCUUGUCACUAAAAUCUGUGAUAUCGGCAUGCCCUUGUCUUCAGAUUUUCAAGAUUGAGGUUGUUUAA
Messenger RNA from Salvia hispanica, 1014 nucleotides. The record is from RefSeq and is a predicted model, not a curated record. Lineage: Eukaryota; Viridiplantae; Streptophyta; Magnoliopsida; Lamiales; Lamiaceae.